Molecule: messenger RNA, 1314 nt
Organism: Ascochyta rabiei
Lineage: Eukaryota; Fungi; Ascomycota; Dothideomycetes; Pleosporales; Didymellaceae
Exons: 3
Coding region: 1-1314 (437 amino acids)
Biological process (GO): intracellular signal transduction; peptidyl-serine phosphorylation
Molecular function (GO): ATP binding; protein serine/threonine kinase activity
Source: RefSeq, a predicted model, not a curated record
AUGGUGCUGUGCAUCGAAGAGGCACACAAGAUGAACUGGAUCCACCGCGAUAUCAAGCCAGAUAACUUCCUCAUCACCUCUUCUGGCCAUCUCAAAAUUUCCGACUUCGGUCUUGCGUUUGAUGGCCACUGGACGCACAACCAGACUUACUACAAUGAGCACCGCUACGGCCUCCUUCAAGAUCUUGACUUGGAAGUACAAGGAGACGAGCAGGACGUUGAGGAAGAGAAGGAGCGGCACGCCGCGCGCAGCACUACCGAUGCCAUCAACGGAAACAUCACCGCUCGUCAACAACAUGGGAUGAAGCAAGAUGUAACAAAUGGACCCAUCCUCGACUGGCUGAACCGAACACAAAGGCGACAAUUUGCCAAGAGUGUCGUCGGAACAAGCCAGUACAUGGCACCAGAGGUGAUUAGAGGCGAGAACUACGAUGGCCGAUGUGACUGGUGGAGCGUCGGUAUCAUCUUAUACGAGUGCCUCUAUGGCUGCACACCUUUCUUUCAGGAAAAUCGCCAGUUAACGAAAGCGCGUAUUAUCGCCCAUAAACGUUACCUGAAGUUCCCCAACGAACAACGCUUUGCACGACCGACCAUCGACCGUGUUCCCUUGAUGCCCGUAUCUCGGAACGCCAUCGAGCUGAUUAUGAGGUUGCUUGACGAAAGGCAAGAUCGACUUUCAACCAAGCGCUACCGUGAGAAUGAUUGGGUGCUUCGCGACAAAGCCGUCGGAGCCAGACGCUAUCGUAACCUUAAUGCCACUGGACAUAUUGUUUUUACGAAUGAUGCCGAAGAUAUCAAGGCGCACCCGUUCUUUCGGAACAUACAGUGGUCGACGCUGCACUUGACGCGACCGCCAUUUGUGCCAAGAGUACGCGGCGGACAGCCGAUCACCAAGUAUUUCGACGACGAAGCUGAGAUCAUGAGCGCAUCGGAUCACCUCGACAGCUCAAGCUAUGAAUCCGUUCAAAUAGACGGCGCCACACUGGUUGACGGUGUCGAACCACUUGGUGAAGGAGAGCCAACGCCAACGGCUUAUUCAGCCGCCCAACAGGAGAGCCGCUCCCUACUCGCGUACGAACAAAUCUGCCAAGGCUUUCAAAAACUCAGACGUCGCAAGAAGGAGAAGAAAAGGCCGCGUGACAAGCUGCUGCGCGAUCCUGAGAUGGGCAGGGUCGUGCUUGAGAUCCGCAAGAAAGGUGCUUUCAUCGGCUACACGUACCGCAGGCCACGAUUUUCGCUGCCCGAGUUGGACACUGGCUUGUCUUCUGAUGUACCGUACUUUGCGAGGACCGGUGUGGUUGCUGUGAGUGUUUGA